UUAACAAAAAUGAUUAUUAACAAAAACAUGCAAGGAAGUUUACGAAUUUGCGCAGAAAGAAGCUUCGGACAUUCCUGCUAUAGAAAAUCUCAAGGACUUCACACCGCCGCGAAAAAAGAAAAAAGCAUCGGUUGUGGUCUAUGCAUUGCCGGAAAAUACAACUUAAGAAGGACUCGGGUGCUAAUCACGUGCACAAUUUUGCACCUUGUGGUCAACCCGGCUAUCAAUGUGAUAAUUCAUGCCCAUGUAUACAAGCACAAAACUUCUGCGAGAAGUUUUAUCAGUGCAGCAGCGAAUGCCAGAACAGAUUUCCUGAGUCGAAGAAUGAAUUCAUCUAGGAAUAUUGCAGCGAAAUUGU
Messenger RNA from Harpegnathos saltator (Jerdon's jumping ant), 358 nucleotides. Its product is annotated as histone-lysine N-methyltransferase EZH2-like. Gene Ontology annotation, molecular function: chromatin binding; histone H3K27 methyltransferase activity. The coding region runs from base 141 to 338 and encodes 65 amino acids. Gene Ontology annotation, cellular component: ESC/E(Z) complex; nucleus. Lineage: Eukaryota; Metazoa; Arthropoda; Insecta; Hymenoptera; Formicidae. Gene Ontology annotation, biological process: heterochromatin formation. The record is from RefSeq and is a predicted model, not a curated record. The transcript is spliced from 3 exons.